AUGGUCUUUUUUUUUUCUUCGAUACAUAAUUUCUACUCUACUACUACUUUUUUCACAUUUGUUGUCCCUCUAGAUAAGUUUCAAGUGGCCAGGUACCUCUUCUACAAUCAGUGUCGGGAUGUCUGUCCAGAGGGGUUUUUCCACUCAAAAUGGAAACGGUGUGAGGCUUGUCCUGCAGAAUGCAUCAUCUGUUCAUCCACAGAGCACUGCCUCCAAUGCAGCCCAGGACACCAGCUCAGAAACAACAAGUGCGUCCCGUUGGAGUGCAAUGCAGGUCAGGUUGCAGAUGCAGACGCAGAAGACUGUGUCCCGUGUAACAUGGGCUGCAAGCAGUGUGAACGCAAGGAUUCAAGAGACGAGGUGUGCCUCAAAUGUGAAGAUGAUUUCUACCAGUUAGGCUCAGACUGUCAUCAGUCCUGUCCAGAUCGGACCUACAACGGGAAGGACACCAUGGUGUGUGCUCCGUGUGAAGACAAACAGUGUUUAAUCUGUGACCAGUCUCAGUGCUACUGGUGUGAAGAGGGAUUCUACCUCUCUGAUGACGAGUGUGUGGAUCACUGUAAGGAAGGUUUCUUUGUGGAUGAGAAGAGCCAGGAAUGUGAGCCUUGUCACCACGCCUGUCGUACCUGCGGAGGGCCACAAUAUGACGACUGUGACUCCUGUGAGGAGGAACUCACCCUGAAGAAUGGGGAGUGUGUAGAGAACCAAAACCUGGCUUCCUGUCCAGAGACACAGUUCAGAAACAGUCACCACGAAUGUGAGCUGUGCCACUCCACCUGUAAGACGUGCUCUGCUGCGACGAACGAGGACUGCAACAGCUGCUACUUAGGUAGUUUUUUGACUCCCCAUCAGACCUGCGUGUCCCGUUGUCCAGCUGGAACGUUUUCCAACAAGGCGUCCAGCCAGUGUGAAGACUGUUUGACAGGCUGUGUCACGUGCCAGGACGCUAAGCAGUGCCAGCGCUGCAGCAGGGGGCUUUUCCUACAGAAUGGAGUGUGUGUGGCGGAUUGUCAGAGAGGGUUUCCUCAAGGUGCUGUGUGCCAGCCGUGUGCCACAGAGUGUGCCUCCUGCAGGGGAAACUCCUCUCACUGUCUGAGCUGUGAGGAACAAUUCUUGCUACUGGAGCAUUCAUGCAUGUCCCACUGUCUCGAGGGCUAUUACGCCACCGAGACAGAAUGCCAUCGCUGUCCAGCUCAGUGUACAGAGUGCAGUCAAGAUGGCCUGUGUAAGAAAUGUGCCCAGUACUACUUCCUGCAUGAGGAUAAGUGUGUGGAUGAUUGUCCCAAUGGCUUCUUUGCCAGCGAGAAGUCACAGGAGUGUAUAAGUUGCCAUGCCGAUUGUGCCUCUUGUGACGGACCGGAUUUUGAUGACUGUGAUGUGUGCAGCAACACGAAAGCUGUGCGUCACAAUGGAGAGUGUCGGGUUAAUUGUCCAGACAACACUUACUAUGAUGCCACUACCAAUGAAUGCAGAGAUUGUGACAGGUCAUGUUUGACCUGCUCAGGCCAUGAGCCUUCAUCCUGCCUCAGCUGCCAAACCAACAUGCAAAAAGAUGCCAGUGGACACUGUGUUGGGUUCAUGGAGUGCGCUCUGGACUCAUAUAUGAACCAUAACAGGGAAUGCCAAAAGUGUCACAAAGUGUGUCAUCGCUGUUCAGGGCCAGACAAAGACCACUGCCUCAGCUGCAACAAGCCACACUUCCUCCUGAACAAAACAUGUGUGCAGGAGUGUCCUGUGGGGCUCUAUGCAGAGGAUAGGGACGAACGUGUGUGUGAGCGCUGCCACUUCAGUUGCAAGUCCUGUAUGGGCCGUCACAGUUUGCAGUGUGUCGACUGUAGAUCUGGAUUCUUCAAGCAGGGCAGCAACUGUGUGGAAACCUGCUCAGAGAGUCACUUUGGCAACACAACCACCAUGGCUUGUGAACGAUGUGACCCCUCGUGUACCAAGUGUUGGGGUCGUGGUAACACAAACUGUCUGAGCUGUCGGGACCGGUACGUCUACCUGAGGCAGUCGGGGCAGUGCCUGAAGAGCUGCCCUCCAAGCUUCUACCAACACAGCCGGUCCAAGACCUGUCAGAAGUGUCACCCCACCUGCAAGACCUGCAGCGAUGAGGGUGCUCUGGCCUGUCAGUCCUGCUAUGAAGGUUACACGUUUAUGGGAGGCAUCUGUUCAUCCCAGUGCCUUUUAGGCUUCUUUGUUGCGCCACAGGGGUCUAAGUCCACCAGCAAUGAGCCUAACUGCCAGGCGUGUCACCCAUCCUGCCUGGACUGCCGCGGUCCCGGCAUGUGGAGCUGCACAGUGUGUCCCGCACUCCAGAUCCUGGCUGAUGAUGGCCGCUGCAUGUCCUGCUGUGGAAAUGAGACACACAAUGACGAUAAACUAAUACCCUGGGAGUGCUGUGACUGCAAGGCCUCACAAGUGGAGUGCAUCAAGGGGGUCAACUUUGUGUUGAGGGACGCAAAAGAGUUACAGGCUCAGGGCAGCACUGCUAAACACUUUGUCACUGUCUGUGUUUUUAUUAUCCUCUCUGUGGGUGGAGGAGUCUUCCUCUAUCUCAAUGCACAAUCUAAAACACUCGCCAUCGUACCCAAAACCAAAGCUGGAGGCUACGAGAAACUGGACACCCAGGUAGGCAUUGCCUCACAACCCACUACCUCUUCUUAUGGGGAGUACAAUGACCGAAUCGUUGGAUGUGAGGAUGACGAGGAAGACAACCAUGAUGAUGAGGAUAUUGUGUACAUGGGAAAAGAUGGGACAGUGUACCGGAAGUUCAAGUAUGGAUUCUUGGAUGAAGAUGAGAUUGAGUUAGAGUAUGAUGAUGAGAGCUACCAAUACAAAUGAAAAAUGGACACAAAAUACAGAGAGAAGGGGCUCCACCUUUUUGUUGUUUCUCACCAUUCCUCAAUUUAAUCGUUUUUUAAAAUUGGAUCUCUUCAGAUGAUGUUAGCUCAAUCAGCAGUAAGAGCAGAAGUGGGGAAAGGAGGGUUUCAGGCACACAUCAAUGUUUUCAAUAACAUUACAUUUCAAAUCCAUGUAAGUGUUACGAGUCAUUUACCAAUGAAUAUACAACAUAUAAAAACAUUUAUAAACUGAAAUUUAAUCUAUUGAACAAAAUUCCACCAAAUCAUUUGACUGGAAAGAUUGCUUUUGAGUUUGAUUUAUUUGACCUCAGGGGUAUUUGUGAAUGUGCUGACAAUCAUAUUCGAUUUCAUGCUAUUGUUUACAUUUUUUAUAGAAUAAGUAAUUGUAUUUGAAGAAAAUAUUGUACAUUUACACAAAAUAGAUAUUGUCCGCUCUGCAGAGUCAACAAUUUGCAGAGUUAGAUUUAAAUAAGCAAAACUUAUAAUCAGAGAUGAAACGUCCUGUAAAAACAGUCACAUUAUUUCAUUACACAUGUUUGUCAUGUUUGUUGUUAACAACACAGUUUACUCCAUUUCUUGAGAACAUAAAUAAAAUACUUUCUCUGUUUUUUACUCUCAUUUAGUUUAAAGCUUUGAGUCACAGUUGUAUCUUAAGAGUCAUUGUUUAAUUUUGUAACCUGGACUGUGUAUCACACUGCAGGAGGCAGCUCAUAAUUCAAAGAAAACUUUACACAAAAGCACAAUUUGAUCUGUAACCCUGUGUGGCACUGUUUGGACGGGGUCAGGUUAGUUUACAAAGAGAGGAAAAACUUUCUCAGGGUUUUUUAAUCUUGUUUAGGCCUCAGUGAAUCUACUUGUCUGUGUCCAGAUUACUGCUCAAAACAUGGAAGAAACUUGCAGUAGAAGUUAAUUUUGCAGGACUUUUCCCUGCAAGAUAUUUAUCUUUUAGCUAUAGGCUCGGUUUGGCCCAUAGGUUUGUGCAUUUGCCUUUUAUGGCUGUCUUCCUGAGAUGAUAACAGGUCUGUGUCCAACCCAGUGUAUGAAGAGUAAAUAAUUAGGAUAUUUGUCUGUGCUUGGUUGAGGUGAAAUGUGCUGUGAAUUGUUGUUUUAUAAUAAAGUUGGAUUUUAA
This is a messenger RNA of Eleginops maclovinus (Patagonian blennie), 3990 nucleotides long. RefSeq names its product proprotein convertase subtilisin/kexin type 5-like. Bases 1 to 2841 code for a protein of 946 amino acids. The transcript has 15 exons. Lineage: Eukaryota; Metazoa; Chordata; Actinopteri; Perciformes; Eleginopidae. The record is from RefSeq and is a predicted model, not a curated record.